ACAGAGGCAAUGGAUGAAGCCAAUCACUCUGUGGUGUCUGAGUUUGUGUUCGUGGGACUCUCCAACUCAUGGGAGAUCCAGGUCCUCCUCUUCCUCUUUUCCUCUGUGUUCUAUGUGGCAUGCCUGAUGGGAAACCUCCUCAUUGUGCUAACUGUGACCUUUGACCCACGUUUACAGUCCCCCAUGUACUUCCUGCUGGCCAACCUUUCCAUCAUUGACUUGAUAUUUUGCUCUUCCACAGCUCCCAAGAUGAUUUAUGAUCUCUUAAGGAAGCGCAAAACCAUCUCUUUUGAGGGUUGUGUAGUUCAGAUCUUCUUUACCCAUGCAGCUGGGGGCGCUGAGAUGGUGCUGCUCAUCACCAUGGCCUUUGACAGAUAUGUUGCCAUAUGUAAGCCUCUUCACUACCUGACCAUCAUGAGCCCACAAAAGUGCAUUUUAUUUUUAAUCACUUCCUGGAUUGUUGGCUUUAUUCAUUCAGUGACCCAGUUGGCUUUUGUUGUAGAUUUGCCUUUCUGUGGCCCUAACAAAUUAGACAGCUUUCUUUGUGACCUUCCUCAAUUUAUCAAACUUGCUUGCAUAGAGACAUAUAUGUUGGAAUUCAUGGUUACUGCCAAUAGUGGCUUGAUUUCUGUGGCUUCCUUUUUGAUUCUAAUCAUCUCUUAUAUCUUUAUUUUGGUGACUGUUCAUAAAAAAACUUUGGGUGGUAUAUCCAAAGCCCUCUCCACUCUGUCAGCUCAUGUCACCGUGGUUGUUUUGUUCUUUGGACCAUUAAUCUUUUUCUAUGUGUGGCCAUUUCCCACAUCACAUUUGGAUAAAUUCCUUGCCAUCUUUGAUUCAGUUAUCACUCCUUUUCUAAAUCCAGUCAUCUACACUUUUAGGAAUAAAGAGAUGAAGUUGGCAAUGAGGAGACUAUGCACUCAGGUUGUGAAUUAUAGUAAAAUCUAUUAAAUAUACUAAGGAUGUAUAAAAAGGGAAACUAUACUAAAA
Messenger RNA from Diceros bicornis minor, 987 nucleotides. RefSeq names its product olfactory receptor 4F6-like. Gene Ontology annotation, cellular component: membrane. The record is from RefSeq and is a predicted model, not a curated record. The transcript has a single exon. Gene Ontology annotation, biological process: G protein-coupled receptor signaling pathway. Bases 10 to 948 code for a protein of 312 amino acids. Lineage: Eukaryota; Metazoa; Chordata; Mammalia; Perissodactyla; Rhinocerotidae. Gene Ontology annotation, molecular function: olfactory receptor activity; G protein-coupled receptor activity.